UUAGAAGCGUGUAAAUUGAUGUGUGAACAUAAGCCAGAAUUUAAUCAAGUAUUUAAUGGAGAAAUUAACUAUACAAGUCCUUUGCUUCAAAAUGAACUGAUUGGAAUUUGUGCUGAAAAUGUUCGCAAUAUGAUUGUCACAGAAAUAAAAAAAGCUGGUAGUUAUUCAAUUAUGAUUGAUGAAGCUAGAUGCCAUAAACAGGAGCAGAUGUCACUUUGCAUUAGAUAUUCAAACAACUUUGAAGUUUUUGAACGGUUUUUAGGUUUUAUCAAUGUGUCUGAAAGCCAAAAUUCUGUUUCUCUUGUAUCUGCUAUUUUAUCAUACUUAAAAGUACUGACAGUUGAUGAUAUUCCAAUUAUUGCCCAAUCAUAUGAUGGUGCAAAUGUAAUGUCUGGUUCCAAAAGAGGAGUACAGACUUUAUUAAGGGAACAUUAUCCUGAUGCUAUAUACAUCAUUGUAUGGCGCACAGGUUGAACCUCGUUGUUAUUAAUAUGUGCAAUCAUGUAAAGUACUCCAAAACUGUAUUCAAUAAAUUAGAGGCUAUUUAUGUUCAUUUUUCUACUCCAAAAAAAAAACAAAAAACUGCAAGAAGUACAAAAAAAAUUAAAAAUGAAUAAGUUAACUUUAUCUGCUAUUAGUGAUACCCGUUGGGUAUGCAGACAUAAAAACUGCAAAGCAGUUAUUGAAAAUUUUAGUUCUAUUGUUGAAGUUUUAAAACAUGAAGUUGAGGAGGACAAUGAUAGAGAUGUUUCUAGAGCUAUUGGUAUUUUAGCUACUAUACAAAAAACAGAAUUCGUGGUAAAUUUACAUGUUAUGCACUUCGCAUUGGGUAUAAUAAAUAUUUUAAGUAAUAAGCUGCAAAUUAAAACCGAAACAUUAGGCCAUGCUGCAAGUACUAUAGUAGGUGUUAUCGAAACAUUUGAAGAUAACAGGAAUUCUGUAUAUUUCUCAGACUUAUGGAAAUCAAUUGAAGAAUUUUCAGACAAGCAAAACAUCAAAUUAGAAUUGCCAAAUACAAAUUUAAAAAGAAAGAGAAAAGAACCUAUCGUCCAUAUAAGGAAUAUCUAUUCCUAUUAUUCUUACCUAUAUCCUACCUACUAUUUACAUUUCACUAAUAUUUAUAUUUAUUAUUAA
This is a messenger RNA of Aphis gossypii (cotton aphid), 1134 nucleotides long. RefSeq lists its product as uncharacterized. The transcript is spliced from 5 exons. The record is from RefSeq and is a predicted model, not a curated record. Bases 547 to 1134 code for a protein of 195 amino acids. Lineage: Eukaryota; Metazoa; Arthropoda; Insecta; Hemiptera; Aphididae.